Molecule: messenger RNA, 1386 nt
Organism: Lottia gigantea (owl limpet)
Lineage: Eukaryota; Metazoa; Mollusca; Gastropoda; Lottiidae
Exons: 8
Biological process (GO): positive regulation of DNA-templated transcription; protein autophosphorylation; peptidyl-serine phosphorylation
Cellular component (GO): nucleus
Molecular function (GO): ATP binding; transcription coactivator activity; protein serine/threonine/tyrosine kinase activity
Source: RefSeq, a predicted model, not a curated record
AUGACAGACAGCCAGACUCAGGACGACGUGUCCGGGAUGCACCAUCGGAUACCCAACUCAUUCCGAGAACCAUCAGCGGCUCCAUUACGGAAACUCAGCGUAGAUCUCAUAAAAACCUAUAAACAUAUCAAUGAGGUUUACUAUGCAAAGAAAAAACGUCGAGCUCAAGGUACCCAGGGCGAUGAGAGUGGAAACAAGAAUCGUAAAGUAAAUGUACAUCAUUACAAUGAUGGGUAUGAUGAUGCAAACCAUGAUUAUGUGGUCAAUCCUGGUGAGAAGUGGUUAGAUCGCUAUGAAAUAGAUUCCUUAAUAGGGAAAGGUUCCUUUGGUCAGGUUGUAAAAGCUUAUGAUCAUAAAGACCAAGAACAAGUGGCUAUUAAAAUCAUCAAAAAUAAAAAACCUUUUUUAAACCAAGCUCAAAUUGAAGUGAAGUUAUUAGAAAUAAUGAAUAAACAUGAUGCAGAAAAUAAAUAUUAUAUUGUUCGUUUGAAAAGACAUUUUAUGUUCCGAAAUCAUCUGUGUUUAGUGUUUGAACUAUUAUCUUAUAAUUUAUAUGAUUUAUUACGGAAUACAAACUUUCGAGGGGUCUCGUUAAACUUAACGAGGAAAUUUGCUCAACAAUUAGCGACAGCGUUACUAUUUUUAGCAACUCCAGAACUGAAUAUUAUACACUGUGAUUUAAAACCUGAAAAUAUUUUAUUAUGUAAUCCCAAACGUAGUGCCAUUAAGAUUGUUGAUUUUGGUAGUUCGUGUCAAUUAGGGCAAAGAAUAUAUCAGUAUAUACAGAGUAGAUUUUACCGAUCACCCGAAGUUUUAUUAGGUAUUCCCUAUGAUCUAGCAAUAGAUAUGUGGAGUUUAGGCUGUAUUUUAGUUGAGAUGCAUACUGGAGAACCUUUAUUUGCUGGCUCAAAUGAGUUUGACCAGAUGAUGAAAAUAGUUGAAGUUUUAGGAAUUCCACCGGAUAAUAUUUUAGAUCAGGCACCAAAAACAAAAAAAUAUUUUGAAAAAACGCGAGAUGGUUCCUAUGUGUGUAAGAAACCAAAAGAUAGCAAAAAAUAUAAACCACCCAACUCAAGGCGAUUACAUGAUAUAAUUGGAGCUGAAUCAGGAGGUCCAGGUGGCAGACGGACAGGAGAACAGGGUCAUACAGUUGCAGAUUAUCUCAAAUUCAAAGAUUUAACAUUACGAAUGCUGGAAUUUGAUCCCAAGAAACGAAUAACACCUUACUACGCUUUACAGCAUAAUUUCUUUAAAAGGACAAAUGAUGAAAGUACGAAUACAUCUAAUAGUACAUCCACAAGUCCAGCCUUGGAGCAAACUGUCUCGAGCCCUACAGGUAUGAGUACAAGUAGCGGAAGAGCUAGAUCAGAUCCAACGCAUCAACAU